Molecule: messenger RNA, 956 nt
Organism: Talaromyces stipitatus ATCC 10500
Lineage: Eukaryota; Fungi; Ascomycota; Eurotiomycetes; Eurotiales; Trichocomaceae
Product: superoxide dismutase copper chaperone Lys7, putative
Exons: 3
Coding region: 128-871 (247 amino acids)
Biological process (GO): removal of superoxide radicals
Cellular component (GO): cytoplasm
Molecular function (GO): copper ion binding; superoxide dismutase copper chaperone activity
Source: RefSeq, a predicted model, not a curated record
AAAUCAAAUCAAUCAAACAAUCACCCCUCUAUUGUCAGAACAUCAUGGAAUUUACGGAUUCUUCAUUUUCUUUUCUGACUCCUUGAUUUGAAUUUUGUAUCUUUUCAUAUUAUAUUUUAUUGCAACCAUGAUUGAACCAUUCCAGACGACCUUUCAGGUCCCAAUGACCUGCGAUGGAUGCGUACAAGACGUCUCAGGAUCCAUUCAGAAAUUACCAGGAAUCACCAAAGUAGAAGCCAGACUCCAAGACCAACUCGUCCUCGUCGAAGGCACAGCAGCACCCAGCUCUAUCGUCGCCGCCAUCCAGGGCACAGGACGAGACGCAAUCCUGCGUGGAAGCGGAGGCACCAAUAGCGCUGCUGUAUGCAUCCUCGAAACACACAAUACCUCUGUCCCCGAAAAGAUUCGCGGUCUUGCGCGAAUGAUUCAAGUCUCUAAGUCGCAAACAUUGGUUGAUCUUACUAUAAACGGCCUUUCGCCGGGGAAAUAUUGGGCUACUGUUAGAGAGGCGGGGGAUAUAUCCCGUGGCGCUGAGUCUACGGGUGGUAUAUGGGAAGCUGUCAAGAAUAAAAUACUUGGACCGGACCAGCAACCGCAGCCAAGAGGGGUGUUUGGAGUUGUCAAUGUCAAUGAUGCCGGUAAAGGGAAUGUCUUGAUUGAUCAACCAGUGGCGAUUUGGGAAUUGAUUGGACGCAGUAUGGUCGUCUCGAAGAAUAAGGAAGGCCCCUUUAAAGCUGAGGAUGCGGAUACGAUUGUUGGUGUGAUUGCGAGGAGUGCUGGGGUAUGGGAUAAUGACAAGAUGGUUUGUUCGUGUUCUGGGAAGAAUGUGUGGGAGGAGAGGAAGGAGCAGGUUCAGAAGGGGAUGUUAUAGCUAGAGGUUUUCUAUAUGACGACAAGUAAGAUUGAAUACUGAGGCAUAUAUAGGAGAAUGGAUGAGUGUCAAAAUUGUCAAUCAG